Molecule: messenger RNA, 800 nt
Organism: Lethenteron reissneri (Far Eastern brook lamprey)
Lineage: Eukaryota; Metazoa; Chordata; Hyperoartia; Petromyzontiformes; Petromyzontidae
Source: RefSeq, a predicted model, not a curated record
UGAAUGUGCAAAGAGAGACAGACAGAGACUGACAGACGAGGCCAUAGAUGCCAUGGUGGAGGAUGUUUGGGCUCAGCAGGGCACCUCAGUCUUGCUGAGGUGUGCACAAAGCCUUGUCCAAUACGCCAAGUACAACGAACUGAAUUGGAGCAGGGUGACAGGUGAGGGCUCCGAUGACACCAUCUUGGUGAAGCACCUUGGCGGUGACGGCCGCGACGUAGGAGUGCAGUACAACCCGGCGUACGGACCCCGCUUCCGCCUGGCGCCCGACAACUCGCUCGAGAUUGACGGGGCCGGCUUAGAAGAUGCGGGGAGCUACUCGUGCCACCUGUACCCAGAGCUCGGCGAAGUGGUGCACGUGCAGAGGACGAGACUCGUGGUGGUGAGAGUGGCAGAGACGAUCACCGAUUUGGCUGUUCAGGCCAAACACUUCACGGACGCUGCACUAGAGUCUCAAACCAGCCGUGGUGAUGGAUUUGAUGGUGGUGGUCUUGGUCAUGGUGAAGUUGGUGGCGCUGGUGAUGGUGAUCACGGUGGCGGUGGCUUUGAUUGUUUCUCGAUGGAAGCCAUCGUUUGCUACGCCAUUCUCGCCAUCACAGCGCUCAUGCUCGCCGUCUUUCUGGUUACAAAAGCGAGGAAUUGGCAACGAUAUCAGAAGAAUCUGCACGCGCAAACGUGUCCAGAGCGGGGUGAGGGGAAGAUAGAUGAUCGUUAAACCUCCCCUUACGCUCGGAGCACGGUCACCAAAAGAAUGCCCGACCAUGCAGUUCUGUUGAGAUAAGUCAUGGGGGACACAAUGA